Molecule: messenger RNA, 1089 nt
Organism: Linnemannia hyalina
Lineage: Eukaryota; Fungi; Mortierellomycota; Mortierellomycetes; Mortierellales; Mortierellaceae
Source: the annotation of a GenBank genome assembly
AUGGAAGCACAAAUCAUCGAGCUCUUGCCCUUCUUGCACGACGGCAGAAUGGAGGUCCGCCAAAUCGCCAUCCACAACAUCGUCUCCUUCACAACCCCGUCCUCAGAGUACUUCCACGUCUUUGUGAAGAACGCAAAGUCUUUGACAAAGGAUUUGAAGACUUUAGUCAAGGAUGACACGACCAUUGCCCACGAUGCUCUCCGCUCCCUCAUCAACCUUUCAGGAGAGGCUGUUGUUUGCACUGAGCUGGAUGAUAACGACUUUAUCAAGUUCCUCAUCUUCAACAUCAUCAUCUCCAAGACCAACAUUUUAUCGGAUUUGGGAUGUAUGUUGUUGUCCAACAUGUGCAAGAACGAUGCCAUUGCCGCCAAGGUCUUGGCUUUGGAGGGCAAGCCUGUUGCUGGACUCACCACCGGAACCACCGCAGUUGCUCAAUUGGCCGAUAUCUUUUUGAAGGGAACCGACAAGGGCUACAACUCCAACUGCACUUACGACUUUUUGGCCAGUGUCUUUGCUACUUUGGCUGCGCUCCCCCUUGGACGCUCGCUUUUGUUCACCAAGGACGAGAAUAACCUGUCGCCACUCUCCAAGAUUGUCUGCUUCACCGAGCACCCCAACUUGAUCCGUCGCGGAGGCUGCAUCACCACCAUCAAGUACGAACCUCUGGAACUGUUGAAUGCCAGUUUCGCAGUUGAGCACCACCCCGCCUUGCUGGACGAGAGCGACAUCAACGUCCUCCCUUACAUCUUGCUUCCUCUCUGUGGUCCCGAGGAGUUUGACAUUGACGAUAUGGAGGGAAUGCCCGAGGAUAUUCAGCUUUUGCCUCCAACAAAGACCCGUGAGGCGGACGCUCAUUUGCGGGAAACACUCUUGGAGGGGUUGAUUCUGUUGACAUCAACCCGUGAGGGACGUGACUACCUUCGCGAGAAGAAGACUUACCCCGUUAUCCAGAAGAUGCAUGCAGCAGAGUUGGUGGACGAGGUUCAUGAGAUGGCUGAGCGUAUUGUCAACAUGUUGAUGAGAGAUGAGGACAAUGAGAUUGUAGAGAUCAAGGAGAAUGAAGACGAGGAUGGUAUCAGCGAGGUGUAA